This is a messenger RNA of Exophiala mesophila, 1338 nucleotides long. RefSeq lists its product as uncharacterized. Gene Ontology annotation, cellular component: mitochondrion. Gene Ontology annotation, biological process: mitochondrial proton-transporting ATP synthase complex assembly. The coding region runs from base 49 to 1206 and encodes 385 amino acids. The record is from RefSeq and is a predicted model, not a curated record. NCBI's taxonomy places the organism in Eukaryota, Fungi, Ascomycota, Eurotiomycetes, Chaetothyriales, Herpotrichiellaceae. The transcript has a single exon.
GACAUCAUCAACACGCAUCAUCCGCGCCCUCUUUGAAACUAUUUCAAAAUGCGGAGGACUGCUGUCCGUACAGGCUCUACGGCCAUACGGGCCAGUUAUUCAAGAUGCUCGAGCGGACAACCAGUCAGCACCAUCCAACCGUCUCCGUUCCGACCUAUCUCAACGACGUCAAAUGUUAAAGCAACCGCCCUUCCCAUCACAGGGGCCGGCCCACCUCCCAGCGCUCCAGUACCACAACCCUCAUCGUACAGUGACCGGAUAUCGGAACGCAAGCGCAAAGCAGAUCUCCUCGAAAAGGGCAAAGAGAUCCGGGCGAGCGAGCAAGCGUCAUCGAGCUCUGGCAAAAAGACCAAUCCGUUGAAACGAAGGUUUUGGAAAGAUGUGCACGUCAAGGAAUCUCCUGACGGCUCAGCAUACCAUAUCUAUCUCGACACACGGCCGGUGCGGACGCCGAAUCGGUCGCUGCUGUCGAUACCCCGAACCAAACCUCACCUAGCCCACGCCAUUGCCAUUGAAUGGGACCUGUUGGAGUCGGCGCAGCAGGCGUUGAAAAACCAUUUCAUCCCCAUGACCUCAAUCGCAGCGCGUGCACAAGACAUUUCCGAGGCCGAGGCCGGUGGCAGUAGGAACAGUGCCGACAGGGCCGAGAUUGUCAAGGUGAUGAUGCGCUAUCUCGACACCGACACCCUGCUGUGUUGGGCGCCAGCACACCACUCGCACGACGCCGCCUUGGUGGAGCAGCAUGAGAACCGGGUCGAGUCGUUGCGCGACAUCCAGAUCCGCAUCGCCAAACCCAUCAUCGGCCAUCUCAACGCAACCAUCUGGCCGGGUGUCGAGAUCAAGCCGGUCCUCGACGAGGGUUCGAUUAUGCCCAUACAACAGAGCGACGUUACAAGGAGUGUCAUUCAAGGCUGGAUAUCAGGUUUGCCCCCUUACGAACUGGCUGCUCUGGAACGAGCGGUUCUGGCGGGCAAGAGUCUCUUGAUUGGCGCGAGGCUGUUGGUCGAGUGGAGUGAAGAAUUCCGAGAUCUGCAGCGCAGCACCGAGUCUCGAUUUGGCAUCGAGGAGGCCGCAGAAGCUAGUAGCCUCGAAGUCAAGUGGCAGACGGGCAUGUGGGGCGAGGUCGAAGAUACACAUGAUGUUGAGAACGAGGAUUUAAGACGACAACUGGGCAGCGCAAUCUUACUGGUCAGCGGCAUCAAAUAGACCACUUGAGCCUACAGAAGGAUCAUAUAAAAGGAGAUUCCAGUGGAACAGGCUUCGAUCACAAUCUGUACAGUAUCAGCUUCUAGCGAAGUUCAAAUUUGAUAAUCGUCCAAAAGCAUUCCGCUGCGAUCC